AUGAGUAGAACUACUGUCGUCAUCAUUGGCGCUUCACACUCGGGACUCGGAGUUGCAAAUGGGCUUUUGAAAACCGACUCCGACAAGGUCAAGGUCAUCUUGAUUAACCCAUCAGAUAAGGUCUAUUUCAACAUCGCGGCUCCUCGCAUCCUCGCCAAGCCCCAAUUCUUCAAGCCCAACCAAUAUCUCCUCGCUAUCGAGCAGUCUUUCUCAAAGUACCCGAAGGAGUCUUUCGAAUUCAUCAAAGGAACCGCAGCCAGUAUCAACACUGCGUCAAAAUCAGUCGAGUUGGCCUCGCAGCAAUCCCCUAUCUCAUAUGACUAUCUUGUCAUCGCAUCCGGCAGCACCACUUCAUCCUCCAUAGAAGGAGAGCUGGCUCCUUUCAAGCCCAUGAACGAACAUGAUCUCGAAACCUCCAUCUCCUCAAUCCAAAAGGCCAUCUCCAGCGCGAACAGCGUCAUUAUCGGUGGAGCGGGCCCAGUCGGUGUUGAAUUCGCCGGAGAGCUUGCGGAAGCCUUCAAAGACAAGAAGGAUGCAUCUAUCACUCUCGUUUCCGCCUCGAAACGUGUCCUGCCCAUGCUCAAAGAGAAGGCCAGCCUGUCAGCGGAGACGACACUUGUGGGAAAGGGUGUCAAGAUAGUCAAUUCAACCAAGGUGAAGAGCGCUGUGCGCAGCGCGUCUGGUAAUCAAACCGGAUGGGCUGUCAAUCUGGACAACGGUGAACAGCUGCAAGCGGAUUUGUACAUCUCUACGACUGGCACGCUUCCCAACAACCAGUUUAUUCCAGCGGAGUUCCUCUCGACUGAUGGUUGGGUGGCGGUUGAUGAAAACCUUCGCGUUGCAAAGGGCUCAACAGAUGGCCGCAUCUUCGCACUCGGUGAUAUCACCACUCAGCCACUGCGCACUGCUAUCAAAGUCGCAGAUCAGGUCCCAGUUGUUGUUUCCAAUCUCAAGGUUGCAAUUCUUGGCAAGGGAAAGGUUGCUACCUACGAUCCUAAUGGGUCUUUGAUGAUGAUUGUGCCAAUUGGAGAAAGUACCGGAACUGGUCAGAUGUUUGGAUGGAAACCUUGGGGAAUGAUGGUUUCGAUGGUCAAGGGCAAAGACUUCUUUGUUUCAAAGGCCGCUGGGAUGCUUGGAUUGAGCUAG
Messenger RNA from Penicillium verhagenii, 1146 nucleotides. Its product is annotated as NAD(P)/FAD-dependent oxidoreductase. Gene Ontology annotation, molecular function: electron-transferring-flavoprotein dehydrogenase activity; flavin adenine dinucleotide binding. The coding region runs from base 1 to 1146 and encodes 381 amino acids. Lineage: Eukaryota; Fungi; Ascomycota; Eurotiomycetes; Eurotiales; Aspergillaceae. The transcript has a single exon. Gene Ontology annotation, cellular component: cytoplasm. The record is from RefSeq and is a predicted model, not a curated record.